CGUCUCCUCUGUGAACCGGAAAAGCAUGGUUUCACCUUGGGUGCAGAACGCUGUGCUGAGGUACACAUUUUAUUUUAGCUAGAAAUUUGCCUGUCAAAUGAAAGAUAAAUGUCCCUGUAGCAUAGCAGCGGGUCGGACUGUUCUUCAAACAGCGAGGAAACAUGAAACAGGACGUCAGAAUACUGUUACUGGGGGAGCCCAAGGUGGGGAAGACAUCCCUGAUCAUGUCUUUGGUUGGAGAGGAGUUUCCAGAGGAGGUUCCCUCCAGAGCUGAGGAGAUCACCAUCCCCGCCGACGUGACUCCAGAGAAGGUGCCCACACACAUAGUGGACUACACAGAAAAAGAGCAGAGUGAUGAAGUCCUCCGAGAUGAAAUUGUCAAGGCAAAUGUGGUCUGUGUAGUGUAUGAUGUCACCAAUGAGGACACGAUAGACAAGAUCAAAACUAAAUGGAUCCCUCUAGUUAACGGAGAAGCAGAGAAAGGCAGCAAAGUUCCCAUCAUCCUUGUGGGAAACAAGUCUGAUCUGCGCUGUGGAAGCUCAAUGGAAACCAUUCUUCCCAUCAUGAACCAGUUCUCUGAGAUUGAGACGUGUGUUGAGUGCUCUGCAAAGAACCUGAAAAAUAUCUCGGAGCUCUUUUACUAUGCACAGAAGGCAGUUCUUCACCCCACUGCCCCUCUCUACGACCCUGAGGACAAACAGCUCAAACCAUUGUGCGUCCGAGCCCUCAGCAGAAUAUUCUACGUGUCUGACCAGGACAACGACCGUAUUCUCAGUGACGCUGAACUCAACUGCUUUCAGAAAUCUUGCUUUGGGAAUCCUCUGGCACCUCAAGCCUUAGACGACGUGAAGACGGUAGUUUGGAAGAACACCAGUGAUGGCGUGCAGGAUAACGGCCUGACCCUGAAUGGUUUCUUGUUUCUUAAUACAUUAUUUAUCCAGAGGGGGAGACAUGAAACCACAUGGACAAUCCUCAGGAAGUUUGGUUAUGACGACAACCUUGAGCUGACUGAUGACUUCCUUUACCCUGAACUACGAGUCCCUGUCAGCUGCACCACAGAGCUCAAUCAGUUUGGUCACCAGUUCCUCCAGAGACUGUUUGACAAGUAUGAUGAGGACAAAGACUCUGCCCUGUCACCGACAGAGCUAAAGAACCUGUUCUGUGUGUGUCCUUAUAUGCCAUGGGGUGCAGAGGUCUACAUGACCGUCCCCACCACAGACGAGGGCUACAUCUCUAAUCACGGCUUCCUUUGUCAGUGGACGCUUUCUGCAUACCUUGACAUUCACCGUUGCCUGGAGCACCUAGGAUACCUAGGCUACCCAAUCCUCACUGAGCAGGAGUCACAGACUGCAGCGAUCACAGUAACACGGGAGAAAGAGGCGGACCUGGAGAAAUGCCAGACACAGCGGUCUGUGUUUCUGUGCAAGGUGAUUGGACCGCGGGGGACAGGCAAGACAGCCUUUCUCCAGGCCUUUGUCGGCCGCAACAUUGUGAAUAAGGAAAAUUCCAGCAGUGCCUUUUCUCCCUAUGCCAUAAACACUGUUAAGGUCAGCAACCAGGAGAAGUACCUUAUUCUCAAUGAGGUAGAUGUGGAGGUGGAGUUCCUGAAGGCGUCUGACGCUUCCUGUGAUGUUGCCUGUCUCAUGUAUGAUGCCAGUGACCCUCAUUCCUUUGACUAUUGUGCCAGCAUUUACAAGCAACACUACAUGGAGAGCAACAUCCCAUGUGUGCUGGUCGCCUCCAAAGUGGACCUUCCUGAAGCUAAGCAGUUCCACGGGAUGACUCCUGCUGAGUUCUGUUAUAAACACCGACUGCCUCCUCCGCUGCCCUUCUCCAGCCUGUUCCUCGACUCCACCAGCAAAACCAUCUACAACAGGCUUGCCUGGACAGCUAUGUACCCACACCUGAAGGGUUCAGACAUGAGCAGCACAUCAUUCUGGCUGAGAGUGGCGUUGGGCUCAGCUGUGGUAGCAGUUCUGGGCUUUGCUUUCUACAGAGCUGUUGUCAGAGUGAAAUGAACAUCAACAAGCAACCACCUGCUGUUAAACCUGACGCUCCAUCCAUCAAGACCAAACCUCCGAGACCAGUCCCAGAACCACCACUGUCAGAACUGAACCUAGUCUGCAUCCUUCUAUUUUUUUACCCAGGAAACUCUUGUCAUCUCUUCCCUACUCAGUGUCUGACUUCUUCACUUGGUCCAGCCCUCUGAGUCAGUCGAUCGCAAUAGUCCAAGGGCAAAUGGAAGCUACUGCUCAUAUUAAUCCCCAUGCUGCUGUGCCCAGCUUUAUCUGCCUUAUGUCCAACCAGGCUUGUUAGGAGGUAGCUUGUCUGCGCUCGGUGCAUAGAUACAUGAAGAACUGCUCAUGUCCAAACAGGUGCUUUAACAGAGGGGAGGAAAUACUGAUAUCAUUACUAUCCCCCUCCAUUAUCUGUCAUGUGUUAAUGCUCAGAUUGGAGAGCUUUUAUAUGAAUGUUUUAUUUCCCAAGCUUAACAUUACUGACAUGCCAAAUUGAGUAAACUGAAGAACCAAAGAAAAGAAGCAAAGAAAUAAUAAAAAAGCAAAAAAUCCUGACUGGCUAAUCUCUUGCUGGAGCUCCGAACAAUUCUUCCUUUUGAUCUCAACAAAAACAAGAAAUUAAUAUCCGAUUUGCCAAAUAGCUCUAGCAGCAAGGGGUUCUUGUUGCAUGCUUACCUACAAAUUAAACAUUUUAAGGGGUUUAGGAGGGAGGCCUGCACGUGUUGGCAACAGUGGGGAGCAAAUGUGCAUGAAUAUGCUUGUUGACGAAACUGCAAGAACUCAACUUUAAAAAGGAAGCUAAGAAAUAAGAAAAUAAGAAAUCUGGCCGAAUGGCGUUCAGUUCGUCUGCUAUCAAAUUAAAUGAAAUUAAUUUUGAUUGAGGCUGAAAUCAGCAGUUAAUCUUUUCUUCUUUUCUAUCUACACACACCUGACACUGUGCAGUUGUCAGGUGCACUCUGUCAUGUUGAUGUCUGUUUCUUUGCUCUAUUCAGCUGGGGACCUGCUGUUUUUCUUCUGCAGAAUACAUUUAAGUGACUUUUAAAACAUGGUGGCUUUCUUAUUAAAUAAAGACAGACCAGACUGUU
Messenger RNA from Labrus bergylta (ballan wrasse), 3103 nucleotides. RefSeq names its product ras homolog family member T2 (gene rhot2). Gene Ontology annotation, biological process: mitochondrion organization; small GTPase-mediated signal transduction. Lineage: Eukaryota; Metazoa; Chordata; Actinopteri; Labriformes; Labridae. Gene Ontology annotation, molecular function: GTPase activity; GTP binding; calcium ion binding. Gene Ontology annotation, cellular component: mitochondrial outer membrane. The record is from RefSeq and is a predicted model, not a curated record.